ACCAAGAGUUCUACCUGAGUAGUUUAAAGUAGACUCAAAGUACCACGGGCCAAGAAUUGUCUCGACGCAAUUGUAAUAACAGCGUAAACUUGGAGGGUGGGAGUGAGAGUGAGCAGAGUAGCAGAUGGAAGGCAAUGGAUUUGAAGUAAAAGAGGCAGUGGGAAAUUGCCUUGGCAGCUUGGUGGACCAAGGCAGCAGAGACAGUCACAGAUACUACUUGUCACGUAGAACUGUUUUGGAGAUGUUGAGAGACCGGGGUUACGAUGUUCCUCUCUCUGAGAUCAAUCUCUCUCUGCACGAUUUUCGAGCUAUUCACGGCCAAGACCCAGAUGUUGACCGACUCCGUAUCUCAGUUACUCAUCGAUCAUACCCUUCUAAAAGGAUAGUGGUAAUUUUCUGUGGGCCUGGCAUGAUUAAAGUUAAUGUAAUCCGUAGCAUUGCAACUCAAAUUGUUAAUAAAGAUAGUUUAUCUGGGCUGAUAUUAAUCCUACAAAACCAAAUAACAAACCAGGCUCUGAAAGCUGUGGAUCUUUUCCCAUUCAAAGUGGAAUUAUUCCAGAUUACGGACUUACUCAUUAAUAUCACAAAGCAUGUCUUGAAACCCAACCAUCAGGUAUUGACUGAUCAAGAGAAGGACAGAGUCCUAAAGAAGUAUAGUAUAGAAGAAAAGCAGCUUCCUAGAAUGUUAAAAAAAGAUGCAAUUGCACGCUAUUAUGGACUGGAGAGAGGGCAGGUGGUAAAAGUAACCUAUAGUGGCGAAAUAACAGAAUCGCAUGUUACCUACCGUUGCGUCUGGUGAUGCAUUUGUGAUUGUGAAGCUCUUUUGGUAUAUUAUUCAUGUAAUGUGUAAUCUGCAUGUACUAUGAACUCUUUCAAACUGCUUCUAAUCUUUUUGUAGUUUUAGCAAGCCUCUGUUUUAAGGCAAGUUGUGGAUCUCUUAUGUAUGAGCAACUGAAUAUUUCUGUAGCAUAGAAUCCAUGGUUUCUGCACU
Molecule: messenger RNA, 991 nt
Organism: Pistacia vera
Lineage: Eukaryota; Viridiplantae; Streptophyta; Magnoliopsida; Sapindales; Anacardiaceae
Product: DNA-directed RNA polymerase V subunit 5A-like
Exons: 4
Coding region: 125-799 (224 amino acids)
Biological process (GO): DNA-templated transcription
Molecular function (GO): DNA binding; DNA-directed RNA polymerase activity
Source: RefSeq, a predicted model, not a curated record